Parnassius apollo (apollo) is the source of this 579-nucleotide messenger RNA. The record is from the annotation of a GenBank genome assembly. NCBI's taxonomy places the organism in Eukaryota, Metazoa, Arthropoda, Insecta, Lepidoptera, Papilionidae.
AUGGGUGUCAUCAUUGCGGAGCCGACGACGAUAGCGACGACAAACAAUUGGGCCGACUCUGUAGAUGAAGAAACUGAGAGCUAUGGUGGCUAUACAGCUCGGCGUCCGCCGGUGGUACUACCAUCGGCUUCACGAGCUGCACGAGGUGGUAUGGCUGUUGAUGAAGAGAGCAUACCGCGCCACCCACCAUUCAUCGCUCACAUCUCAAACUUGCCCUAUGAUGUGGAGGAGAGUGCCAUCGCUGACUUGUUUGCUGGCCUCAAGAUUACCAACUUGAGACUUCCCCGUGAAGGUGGUCGCCUCAAAGGAUUUGGCUAUGUGGACUUUGAAGACAGAGAAAGUCUUGUUAAUGCAAUGAACAUUGAAGACCUGACAGUUGGUGGCAGGAGAAUAAGAAUAGAAGUCUCCGACAAUGAUAACGACCCCCGUAUGGGCAAAAGUGGAAGGUCUGACCGUGACGGGGAUUACGAUCCAGAGCGCACAAUGGGCGACUGGCGGUCCGGACCGCGUGCUCAACCAGAGUCUCAGGCGCGGACUCGAACCAUGGAUAGAGACCGAGAACGGGACCGUGGGAGAUAA